This is a messenger RNA of Chaetomium strumarium, 2697 nucleotides long. RefSeq lists its product as uncharacterized. The coding region runs from base 238 to 2697 and encodes 819 amino acids. Gene Ontology annotation, biological process: double-strand break repair; DNA double-strand break attachment to nuclear envelope. Lineage: Eukaryota; Fungi; Ascomycota; Sordariomycetes; Sordariales; Chaetomiaceae. The record is from RefSeq and is a predicted model, not a curated record. The transcript has 5 exons. Gene Ontology annotation, cellular component: nucleus; Cul8-RING ubiquitin ligase complex.
GGCGUGACUCCUAGGCAUAACAUCCACACCAGCCUCUCCGAAAUCUGUCCAUUGCAGGCUCGGUUCUGAGCUCUUGGCUUUACCCGUCUGUCCAAGAUUCCAUCAGCCUUCCCACCUGACUUUUUAGAGGUUUCCGGUGGACAUCAAGCUUCAAGCCGCUGUGUUCCGCCCCCAACUUUCUCUGCUGGAUGUAGACGCGUGGAUUGAUCGCGCGUCGCAGUGCUCUCCGCGCCCACAAUGGCAUACCAACCAGAGAAGGCGGGCGUGCUCGAGUCAUGCCAGAUCGCCUUCGUUCAGAGCAAAUCAUUAUCAAGCAGUAUGAUCACACAGCUCUCCGAGGUGGUGAGAGAGCAUGGCGCCGAGGUUCUGGAGCCGGACCGCGAUGGCAAGAUUCGAAUCCCACAAGUUACCCACAUUGUGUCCAAUACGAUCGACUUCGAGCAGUUCGCCGACUCGCAAGCUAUGCUAAUCCCGGUUGUCCGGACUGACUGGAUCAAGGCGACCAUUGCCCGCAACAAGCUCGCCCAGGUCCGCCCGUACUCGCCCGACCCCAGACUCAUCUUCUCCGAUGUCGUCCUGACCUGCGCCGACAUCCCUAACACGGACAAGGAGGCGAUUACGGGCGCGAUCUUGGCUCUUGGUGGGAUGCAGUCCAAGGAGCUGACGCGGCUAACCACACACAUUUGCGCCUUGUCUAUGGACCAUCCUAAGUGCAUCGAGGCGAAGAACAAAAAACUGAAAUGCAAGAUCGUUCUUCCUCACUGGUUCGACGACUGCUUUCGGCUGGGAAAGAGGAUCGACGAAGGCCCUCAGCAACUGGAGAGCGCGAUAUCGACCAUGCCGAGCGGGCCGUAUGAGACAGGGCGCGGCGAGAAACUGGUCGUUUUCGCACAAAAGAAGGUCAUGCUCUCUUGGGACAUUCCUAUCAAUCCCAUGUUGCGCAAAACGAUCACGGACAAGAUUACAAGAGGGGAUGGAGAGGUUGUUGAAGAGGUUGAGGCCUGCGAUAUGUUCAUCUGCCAGUACCGCGAGGGCAAUCAGUACGUCCGCGCGGCGCAGCUAGGGAAAGAUGUGGGCAACCUGGCGUGGCUGUACCACUUGAUGGUGUACAACGAGUGGACAUCUCCCUUGAGGAGAUUGCUACACUAUCCGGUGCCGCGGAACGGGAUCCCUGGGUUCCAGGAUAUGCGGAUCACGCUUUCGAACUAUGGAGGUGAAGCACGGAUUUAUCUGGAGAAUCUCAUCACGGCGGCGGGUGCCACAUACACCAAGACGAUGAAAGCCGAAAACACCCAUCUCAUCACGGCUCGCAUGCAUAGUGAGAAGUGCGAGGCGGCGAAGGAAUGGAAUAUUGAGAUUGUUAACCAUCUAUGGAUCGAAGAGAGUUACGCAGCCUGCCAGGUCCUGCCUCUCAACAACCCGAGAUACAGGCACUUCCCGCCGCGGACGAAUCUCGGAGAGGUCAUUGGCCAGACGUUCUUGGACGAGCCCAAGCUGAGGGAGAUGUUCUAUCCUGGUGGAGAGGAGUUGAUGGAUGAGGCAGCCAAGAGAAAGAAGGUGAUCAACGAACGCGCCCAGAAAAACGCCCUUGACGUGGGGCUGGAUCGGGAUUUCAGUGUCAUGGAGGACUCCAGUCCUGUACCUGCAAAGUCGGCAAGGAAACCGCGAGCCGCCCCGGCGAUGGGGAACUUCAGCACACCGGCAAAGAGCCGCCAUGUCCGCUCGGGGAAGGAGAACGAUACCCCGUCCGUCAUAUCCAGUGCCAGCCGGAGCGCCAAGGCACAAGCGCUUUCGAAGCUCCAGGACCUGGCACCGGAUAUCGCUCUGUACGAGAAGGAGAAGAAGCGAACCGCGAAAGACGGGAUUUGGGGCGGAAAGCGUGCGGCGGACCAGCUCGACAAAGAGCGCGCGGAGAGGAGUUCGAGCCCGGCGAGCAGGGCAGCUGAUGAUGCUGACGAUCAGGAAAACAAGCGGCCGGCCAAGAGGGCAAAGGCGUCCCUACCGGAGAUCGACAUGCGCAUCUGCUUGACGGGAUACAAGAGAUGGGUCGGGAAUAGGGCUUCAGAGGAAGCUGACCGGAAAAAACUCCGCUCGUUGGGCAUCCAGAUCGUGCCGGAGAAUGCGCCGUGCAACUACCUUGCCGCUCCAGGGAUGGUCCGAACCAUGAAAUUUCUCAGGUGUCUGGCGAAAGGGCCCGAUGUGAUCGACUCUUCCUUCAUCACCGCUUGCAUCGAGACAGGCAAGCGGCCCAACAUUGAAGAUCAUCGGCUCGUCGACAAGGCGAACGAGAAGAAGUUCGGCGUGACGAUGGAGACGGCGGUCAGCCGAGCGCGAGCCAACCGCGGCCGGCUACUAUGGGGCGUGCCCAUAUACUGUACCGCGGACAUACCCAAUGGCGUUGACGCCUACAAAGCUAUUGCCGAGGCGAACGGGGCCAUUUUCAAGGUCUACCGCGCCCGGAGCGGGACCACCAUUAAGCCGACGACCGAGGAGGAGGAUAACGGUGCCGAUCCAGAUCCGGUAUACCUACUAACCGGGCUAACGCCGGCCGAGAGGCAGCUGUGGCCCAAGUUCGAGGAGAUGGCGCGCAAGGGGCACAUGGAGCCGAGGAUUGUGAUGUCAGAUUGGCUGUUGGAUGUUGCCAUGCGGCAGGAGCUGAAGUUUGACCCCAAGUAUUUAGUGAGCAAUCGCGUGUGA